Messenger RNA from Plutella xylostella (diamondback moth), 1950 nucleotides. RefSeq lists its product as uncharacterized. Gene Ontology annotation, cellular component: cytoplasm. Gene Ontology annotation, molecular function: ubiquitin protein ligase activity; ubiquitin conjugating enzyme binding; zinc ion binding. NCBI's taxonomy places the organism in Eukaryota, Metazoa, Arthropoda, Insecta, Lepidoptera, Plutellidae. The record is from RefSeq and is a predicted model, not a curated record. Gene Ontology annotation, biological process: multicellular organism development; proteasome-mediated ubiquitin-dependent protein catabolic process.
CGUUCGUAGAUAACCCGCGAAAAUUAUCACUGAAAAUGGAUCUGCGAUUAGUGUUGUUUCGUGUGACAGCCACCAGUGCGGCUCAAACUGUGUUUACCAACUGUGAAACUAUACCGGAGGCGGUCUAGUUGCGUGUUGAGUGGUUUUCCGUGUGUCUGAAGCUAUUUUGAGAUGUCGUCGACGACUUCACUCGACGGGAAGAGAUUAACGCUGAGCACGCUGCUCGAGACGGACCACUACGAGAGUCUGAUCAAGGAGCUGACGUGCACGAAAUGCAAGAAGUACAUGAAGCCGCCGCUCCAUCUGUGCGUGGACGGACACAGCAUCUGCGGGCUGUGCUUCGAGAAGAGCUACCAGUGCCAUGUGUGCAAGAAAGAGCUGUCCCCAAUCCGGCCGCUGGUACUCGAGUCCCUGGCGCAUAAAGUGCUGUUCCCGUGCACCAACGCGGGCUGCCCGCGCCACGCCACGCUGCCGCAGCUCGAGAAGCACGCCGCCAACUGCCAGUUCCGGAUCAUCAACUGCUUCAUGGCCAGGGUUUACGGUGACUGCAACUGGGAGGGCAAGGCCGGCGACUGGAUGGACCACUGCUUCGAGAAGCACACGGGCAAGGUCACUGAACUGCCCUUCAUCACCGUCCGGGACAAGUGGAACCCCAAGCGGAGCGAGCCCGUCAUCAACUACUUCCUCAUGAAGUGCUAUGAGAAGGUGUUCAAUGUCUACCAAAUUUACGAUAGGAGGGGUGGCAGAAUGAUGUGGACGGUGCUUGUCAACGAUGAUAAUCCUGAAACCUACUAUUUCGAAGUGGAUCUCUUUCUACCAAACAAUCCUAUCAAGAAAAUCGUUUACAGACGUCCAUGCAAGAGCGAGAGAGAUGCAGAUUUCUUGGAGCACACCCAAAACGUAUACAUUCCUGUAGAGAACGUGUUCUCUAUGCUUGAUGACAACGAAGCUAUCAACUUUAUUGUGAGAAUCGGAGAGGCCGAGAACCUGCCCCUCCUUGAGACUCCGGCUCAGAGUGGCAGCCUCGUGCUCCUUCAGAACAGCGACGAGCACAGGGAGAAUCACAUCCAGCCACAGUGAAAACAAAAGAAAACGUACAAAAUCGCAAUAAACAAGCAAAUUAUAACAAUAGGAACGGCAGCGAGAUAAUUAAAAUCUAAAACAGACUUGCGUUGGGUAUAGUCUUUCGCGGCGCAGAGUAGACGGAACUAUAGUGGGAAGGGUUUGUUGAGUUUAUUAAUUUAUUUAUUGUUUAUGAGUACCUAUAUAACUUUAACCUAUCAUUAAAGCUAGUCCAUUAGAUUGUUCUUCUUGCCAAUGUUAGUGCCUCUUUGGAUUGAUUGUAUAAAAGUUAUAGAAAAUGUGUUGAAAUUUAAGUUAUGCUAAUUUAUUGAAAAUGCUGUUGUGUUGAUGCUAUUAAAACCAUGUUGCAUAGGUAGUAACUAGUACUUUUUCGAAAGUAUAUUAUCGUGUUGUCAAAAUGUCACUCAAAUUAAUUGUAAGUCAAUGGCUGCCCAGGGUACUUCGGACUUAUGCAACGUACAGUUGAUACGUCACUCGGGGAAGAUCCUUUUGUACCCGACUGAAAGAUAUUCCUUAUAUUGCGCUAUCAAUCUGUUCAAUUUAUAUAACAUAAAUUACUUUGAAUUGUAGUUGCCUGGUACUUGUGUAGAUGUUGAAGUGCCAUAACGGCAAUAUCUGGAGUCACCUUAAUUAUUCUAUUAAGUCUGCGAAAACCUACUGUUACUUUUAGGACUCUACAUAGAAGUUUGUAGAAAAUCUAUUGGCUGCUCUAGGUUACCCUGGCUAUAUCCGCUUUAGUUUCCGCCUACUCUAGUUUUUAUUGUAUAAACAAAACACACGGCGCAUUUUGUAUUUAUUUAUGUUGUUUCAUUCAUAAUCUUAGUACUUACAUACAAAAAUAAUUAAAAAUAUACUUUGUUACGUUCA